UGACAAUGGCGAUAUAAAAGUCAGAUCAUAGACAUUCGAAACUGUAGUUAUCCGAUAAAAUUUUAGAAGCGUAAUUAGUAGCAAAUUAUAACAAAAUUAAAUUAUUAGACGAGUGAUUGAAACAAAAUUUACAAUGCCGCCAUUGGGAAGUGUUUUAGCACUCGGAAUAGUAGUUUUGGCUUGUGUUAAUGCUGCGCCUUCACCGUCAGUUCGUUCGGCUUCUAAGGUCGACUGUAGUAAAGCCGAGAAUCAAGUGAAUCUUCACCCCCAUCCAACUGAUUGCACCAAGUAUUUGCAAUGUGUCCACGGAAGCCCCAUGGAAAGACCUUGUGCUCCAGGUACUGAAUUCAGUGCAUCUAUUGGAGUUUGUGUACAUGCCGGGCAAUCUGGUUGUACUGCUGGAAAGGAACCAGAGUCUGAAGAAGAACUUGAGCCAGAGUCUAAGGAAAAACCUGAGCCUGAGUCUGAAGAAAAACCUGAGCCAGAGUCUGAAGAAAAACCUGAGCCAGAGUCUGAAGAAAAGCCUGAGCCACAGUCUGAAGAAAAACCUGAGCCAGAGUCUGAGGAAAAACCUGAGCCAGAGUCUGAAGAAAAACCUGAGCCACACUCUGAAGAAAAACCUGAGCCAGAGUCUGAAGACAAACCUGAGCCCGAGUCUGAGGAGAAACCUGAGCCAGAGUCUGAAGAAAAACCUGAGCCACAAUCUGAAGAAAAACCUGAACCAGAGUCUGAAGACAAAGCUGAGCCCGAGUCUGAGGAGAAACCUGAGCCACAGUCUGAAGAAAAACCUGAGCCACAGUCUGAAGAAAAACCUGAGCCACAGUCUGAAGAAAAACCUGAGCCUGAAUCUGAAGAAAAACCUCAGCCAGAUGCUGAAGAAAAACCUACUCCGGAGCCUGAAGUGAAACCCGAGCCAGAAUCUGACGAGAAACCUGAACCAGAGUCAGAGGAAAACAAACCUAAGCCAGAUGCAGAGGGAAAACCUGAGUCUGGAGAAACACCUGCACCAGAGGCUGAGGAGAAACCUGAGCCAGAGCCUGAAGGAAGACCUGAGCCAGAGCCUGAAAAAAAACCUGAGCCAGAUGCCGAAGAAACACCUGUGCCAGAGCCGGAGACGAAGCCUGAACCAGAAAUUGAAAUACCUUCUACAACCGAAAAUCCAGAAGAGCCAUCAAAACUCCCACAAAAACCCACAACUCCUUCUGAGCUUACCACUGAACCAUCAGAAGAAUCUACAACUAAACCUUCAUCAUCUGAAUCUCCAACAACUGAACUUUCCGAAGAACCAUCACCACCAGAAAUCCCCGAUGUCACAACGGAAGGUCCAGAAGAAGUCGCAACUGAUCAACCAGAACCUACACCGGAACCAGUACCACCAAAACCUGAAGAAGGCGAGCAAGGAGACUCUGGAUUAGAUACAACUACUGAAGAACCCGAAGGUUCAGGUUCGAGUGCAACUCCAAAUUCUGAAGAAGGUGGACAUGAAGUUCCUGGAUCAAGUUCAAAUCCCGAUGAAUCGGAAGGUUCAACUUCAAGUGUACCUCCAAGACCUGAAGAAGAAAUACAAGAAGAUUCGGAAUCAGGUUCAAAUCCCGGCGAGUCGGAGGGUUCAAGUUCAAAUGUACCUCCAAAACCUGAAGAAGGACAAGAAGCUUCUGGAGCUGAUUCGAAUCCCAGUGAGUCGGGAAAUACAAGUACGAGUGCACCUGCCAAACCUGAAGAAGACGGACAAGGAGAAUCUGAAGCUGAUUCUAGUCCCGGUGAACAUGAUUCAGAAGAACACAAGAAGCCAAGUCCGGAAGAGGUUUGCCAAAUUCACACAGACAGGUUCUUUGUUGCGGCACACCCAGGUCAAUGUAACAGGUUCGUGAUUUGCAGCUUCGGUACAGCCCACCUUGCAGAAUGUCGACAGGGAGAAUAUUUCAAUCCUGUUAUCAAUACUUGCUCCCCAGAUAAGUCCCACUGCAGCCCAUAAGUAGGAUGUAGGGAAAGAUGAGGCUCAACCAGUUAUCGAAAAAAUUUAUUUUGGCGUCAUUUUAUGUUAUGUACCUACUUCAUCUUUCUUAGGGAUCUGAUUAUAUAACUAUGAACUUCUAAUUAUUAAAUUUGUUGUUCUAUUCAUGUAACAGGCUAAAAAUUAAACAUCUUUUGUUCUUUAAUCGUUUUUUUUUUUCAAUUGUAUU
This is a messenger RNA of Ceutorhynchus assimilis (cabbage seed weevil), 2183 nucleotides long. NCBI's taxonomy places the organism in Eukaryota, Metazoa, Arthropoda, Insecta, Coleoptera, Curculionidae. The record is from the annotation of a GenBank genome assembly.